UGAAAGUGUAAAUUGGAACAAUAAUUUGCUUCCUAAGAAAUUAGGCACAAUGUAGGCACUGUUAUGUGUUAAGUAGAUGAGGGGCGUGGCCUCACAUGCACAAUCAAGGCUUUGACUCAGCACAGGUGAGCUAUUCAUGUGCCCUUCAGCUCCAGCCCCAGAGGGCACAGGAGGAUACACAGGAGGUUCAGUCACUGCUGCACAAGACACCAAGGACGGUUCUUCGCAUGUGGUUUUAUGUGCUGGAAGUACAACUACAAAAACAGAUGACCUUGCUUUGUCAUUGGGUUCUUGGCUGUUUUUAAGUUUGUGAGCUACUUGUUUUGUUGUCCUGUUUUUCUGAAAUGACGUUGCUGGAUGAAGUUUGGAGAUUAAGUGCAUUUUUUCUGGUUAUUUUACUCAGACUUUCUUUUCGAGGUGCGUACUGUCAACUGGUGGUUUCUCCUGUUGGGCCUACUAGGGUGAAUGUAAUAGCAGGCAGCAAUGUGACUCUGGACGUGUCCUUCACUGGUGCCCCUGAUCCAGUGGUUACCUGGUUUAUGGGAGAUUUACCUGUCGUCACAUGGACUAUUAACUCCGAUACUCCCCCAGACGUAGCCAAAAACAACAGCAAGGUGCUGAGGAUCGGGAAAGAUGGAUCCCUUACCUUUGUAAAUGUUCUGCUUGGCUACACCAGUAACUACACUAUUGAAAUGACAAAGUCUGGAUUGGAAAAAGCCAUGACAACUUUCACGCUGAACGUAUUUGAAAGCAUCCGGAAUGUGACACUGACCGUGCAGCCUGACUUUGUCAAAGAGGGAACUGACCAGUUUAUCCUGAAAUAUAGCAUGUUGAAAGGUGUAGUCGAGCAACAGAUGUGGUUCUUCAAUGGUGAACAGAUAAAAACUAGCUCGCACUACUUGGUGGAGCAAAGGAGCCUUGUGGUCCUCAGACCAAACCGAAAUGACACCGGGUGGUACACAGUGUUCCUGAUGAACCCCUUCAGCCGUGUGGCGGCACACGUGAAUGUCAUUGUGCUGUAUGGAUCAGAUGAGCCUGUGCUUACGGCCCGUCCAGCUCAGCCUUUCUAUGUAUCAGGAGACUCUUUGAGCUUCUUCUGCCAGGCUGAGGGAUUCCCACAGCCAACUGCUGAGUGGCUCUUUGGUGGUCAGAUGCUUUCUGAUUCUCACGAAGGAGUCCUAAAUCUAACAAAUGUACAGACCAGUCAAGGAGGUUCUUAUACAUGCACAGUGCUCAAUGAGCAAACUAAAGAACAGCGCCAAAACAGCAUGAUUUUAAAUAUUUAUGAGAAGCCGUCAGGUAACCCGACAUGCUCUGUGCAGUUGGUGAAUAGGAACUCUGACCUGCAGAAUCACUGUCGGUGGUUGGGGGGGGCCCCGGAGACCAACCUGUCUUUCCCAGCACUGAGAAACACCAGCACUGGAGCGGGGAACUUCAGCCUGACUAUCAACACCUCAGACAACCUCAAUGGGAAAACUGUCACGUGCCUGGCAGUCCAUGCAGUUGAACAGAAUGAGUGCAAUGUUACUGCAAGGCUUUCAAUCUCAGAUUCCAGUUUGUUCCCUAAUCAAGAUGGAACCAUUGUCACAUUGGCCUGGGAGGGCCCACCUACUUCAGGUGUUAAAGGUGAGGGGCUGAGUGGUCCUGCCAUUGCUGGCAUUGCAGCUGGAAUCCCCUGCAGUCUUCUCUUCCUGCUCCUGCUUGGUGGUUUCAUCUACCUCUGUGUCUACUGCAAGAAAAACAGAAGUCGGCAGGCAAGAUAUCCAGUGUCCAGAGCAGUUGACAAGGCAGUAACGGCCCAGUCAGACACAACUCCUCAUAACUUGCUGACAGGAGGGCUGAAGACUCCCCCUGAUUACAACAGAUUGCAGCAGACUCCCUCUGAAAGAUCAGUGGCUCUCCCCACAUUUGUCCCUCCACCACCUGUCAGAGUUGCUACAACUGUCUAAACUCCACAGUUCGUUUUGAUCUGUAAAUUAAGUGUAUAUAUGUUGUUUAUUUUAUUUUUUUUGGUUUUAAUCUAUAAGAUUUUCUAUAUUUUUAUUGUUAUUUUAACUGAAACAAGGAUCAUUGUAUGGUAAUGUAUGUAUGAUCAAACCAAUUUAAAUCUCUUGCAACAAUUUAUUGACAAUAAAUAUAAGCUU
Molecule: messenger RNA, 2144 nt
Organism: Toxotes jaculatrix (banded archerfish)
Lineage: Eukaryota; Metazoa; Chordata; Actinopteri; Toxotidae
Gene: vsig10l
Product: V-set and immunoglobulin domain containing 10 like
Exons: 10
Coding region: 345-1949 (534 amino acids)
Source: RefSeq, a predicted model, not a curated record